Molecule: messenger RNA, 2685 nt
Organism: Astrephomene gubernaculifera
Lineage: Eukaryota; Viridiplantae; Chlorophyta; Chlorophyceae; Chlamydomonadales; Astrephomenaceae
Source: the annotation of a GenBank genome assembly
CUACACAGUGCAGGAAAUCCUGCAAAGCUUUACUUACCUCUCCUAAGGAAGAGCCCGCUAUGGACUCGGCGCCUUCACGCCUGGCCGUCCUGUCUCGUCAGAUGACGGGGACGGCAUCGGAGGACGCCGUGGCGAGGAACAACACUGCUCAACAGGAGGUUGAGGAGCGCCCUGCCCCUGGCGGCGGCAGAGGAACCCUGACCGUCGUUGACAACCGCACCGGGAAGAAGUACACGAUUGAGAUUUCUGAGGGGGGCACAAUUAAUGCCCAGUCGCUGAAGCAGAUUAAAGCAGGCGGUGAUGGCGUUGGCCUGCGUGUCUAUGACCCAGGGUACCUGAACACCUGCGCGGUCAUCUCCCGCAUUUCGUUCAUCGAUGGUGAGCGGGGCAUUCUGCGCUACCGCGGAUACCCAAUUGAGGAGCUUGCGGCAAAAUCCAACCACCUUGAGACGGCGUACCUUGUGCUGUAUGGCAGCCUCCCUACGCAGUCGCAGCUCUCCAUUUUCCGCGAGUCCGUCAUGCGCCACACUGCGCUGCCCACCUCGGUGCUCGCCACUGUGGCCGCGAUGCCGCACGACGCGCACCCCAUGGGCGUCCUCAUGACCGGCAUCUGCGCGCUGUCCACGCUGCACCCGGAGCAGAACCCCGCGCUGGCGGGCCAGAACGUGUAUAAGAGCCGGGAGAUCCAGGACAAGCAGAUUGUGCGCCUCAUCGGCAAGGUCCCCGCCCUGGCUGCUCUGGCCUACCACAAGGCCACCGGCCGCUCCGCCGCACCUCCCAACCAGCGCAUGGACUAUGCCGAAAACUUCCUCUACAUGCUGGACGGCGCCAGCAACCCCGCCUACCGGCCCAACCCCCGCCUCUCGCGCGCGCUGGACAUCAUGUUCAUCCUGCACGCGGAGCACGAGAUGAACUGCAGUACGGCGGCUGUACGGCACCUGGGCUCCUCGGGUGUGGAUGUGUACACUGCAGUGGCGGGUGCGGUGGGAGCGCUGUACGGACCGCUGCAUGGCGGCGCGAACGAGGCGGUUCUGCGCAUGUUGGCGCGCAUCGGCACGGUCGAGAACAUCCCGGCCUUCAUCGAGGGCGUCAAGAACCGCAAGGAGAAGCUCUUUGGCUUCGGGCACCGCGUGUACCGCAACUUCGACCCCCGCGCCAAGAUCAUCAAGGAUGUGGCGGAGAAGGAGGUGUUCCCGCUGGUCGGCAUCGACCCGCUCAUCGAGGUGGCCAAGGCGCUGCAGGACGCCGCCCUGGCUGACGAGUACUUUGUGAGCCGCAAGCUCUACCCCAACGUGGACUUCUACUCGGGCCUGGUCUACCGCGCUCUAGGCUUCCCUCCGCAGUUCUUCACCGUGCUGUUCGCCAUCCCGCGCAUUGUGGGCUACUGCGCGCACUGGCGCGAGUCCCUGACGGACCCCGACACCAAGAUCAUUCGGCCGCAGCAGGACUAUAAGGGCGUGUGGCUGCGGCACUACGCGGACAUGGCCUACCGCCACAACGAGGGCACCGACACUGUCGCCCACCUGCCGACCUCGAACGCCUACAACCGCCGUGUUGCUGGCGAGAACUGGCAGUAAGAGCGUUGGGCGGCCCUUAACGAGGCGGCGUUGCGUCAGGGAUGGAUGCUGCUGCUGACGUGCGGCCGGAGGCAGGCUCACGAGGUUUCUGUUGCGGCACAGGAAGGUCGCAGUGUCCGAAACCCAUGGAUACCUUUGAACCGGCCAAAGGCUUGGAGGGUUCCGCAUGCAUUUGCUCCCAUGGCAGGUUACAUCCAUGCGUUCUCGAGUGUGAUUGUUGUCGGCAAAUUGUCGUCAUCGUCUUCCAGCUUUGUAUAAACCGAGGUGCGUGUAUUAUUAGGUAGGGAAUCUCUUUAGGGUGUACUAGUAUUGGUGGGAUGUCCUCAAGUUGUCCCUUUUCGUGUCAGUGAGUGCAAGAGUCUCUGUGCAAUGCGUCGGUUGAUUCCAACACUAGUGUUGGAUUCCUAACCUCUCAUAAUCCACAUGCAUUGCGAGGGAAGGGUCUGCGGUCGUGUGUGUUUCUUGUUUCCAUUGCCGGCAUGUUCCUGUACGUGUCUUCCUAUUCUAUUCGUCCUAUUAAGGCGGCUCCCGGUGGUACGGCACGACACAGCUGCGUGUGGGGAAACGUUCUCUGCACGGAUAGACUGUGCUGCCGUCUCGAUAGAUGUCGUGUUCGUUCGCUCGCUCCGACCACUCCGCACAUUUUCGACCGCGUUCCCCUCCGGAAUGGACUGGAUUUCGGUAGCGGUGUAGCGCGUUGAGCAUCGGAUUGCAUGCCGGUGGAGGCUACCGACAAGCCUCGUAUCGACUGAUGGUGACGUCUGGGGACCGGACAAUCUUCCUCACGGCCAGAGAUGACAUAUCUAGUAGCUGGUACAAUUUGCACGUAAGCACGGUUAUGUGGUCAUUUGUUUGGGGCUGAUGGCUACGGCUUGGAGUGUCGUGGUCUCUGAAGGCCGGGUCUCGACAUGGGGUAGGAUACAGGUCCCUGCGACACGAUAAUACGAUUUAUUGAAGGCUUAUGCGGUUGGGACAAGAGCUUCUUGCGCAGGCAUAUGUGCCCAGGACGUGCAUUGAGCUGAAUUGAUACGUUCAAACUCUAUAGCGGGGUGUCCCGGAAUGUGUGAACCUUUGUAAGGCACUGUUUGGUUAAUGGCAUUGCAUCAUU